AUGAUUCGGUUUUCCAACAGCCUUCUGGAACGAGUUAAGUUCGAGAACCGAGGAAAUGAGGUAAAAUACGAUACGAACAAUAAUGAGGAGGAGGAGGAGGAGGAGGGAGAACAGUUCGAUUUUGACAGCGGAGAUGAGGUUCCAGAGGCGGACAGAGAAGCCCCGGGCGCCCCCGAGGAGGUGUGCCAUUCUGUGACGUGGGAGCUGGAAUGCCUGCAUGGAAACGGCCGAGGGGCAGACGGGACAGGGACCGACAAGGGCGCGCCGGUGGAACCGACUAAGCUUGGGGUCCCAGCGAGAGUGAACCCCUACUCCAUCAUCGACAUCACGCCCUUCCAGGAAGAGCAGCCUGCGCCCCCAGACCCCGAGGCCCAGGAGGAGGGCGUGAGCCUGCACGUGCCCAGCGGGUACUCGGUGCCCGUGCCCUGCGGCUACGCCGUGCCCUCCAACCUGCCCGCGCUCCUGCCCGCCUACUCCAGCCCCGUCAUCGUGCGCUCCGUGUCCCUGGACGAGGAAGAGACCCCCGAAGUGGCGGAAGACGGCCAGGGCAACUCUCUGAGUUCUGAGGACCCAGCAAACAGUGAGGACCGGGCCCGAGCCGAGGACAGCCCCCUGGCCCGCUGGGUGGCAGACCCCGCCAACACCGCCUGGAUGGACAACCCAGAGGAAGCCAUUUACGACGACGUGCCGAGGGAGGAGUCAGACUCCGAACCAGAUGAGAUGAUCUACGACGACGUCGAGAACGGAGACGAGGGUGGGAACAGCUCCCUGGAGUACGGAUGGAGUUCCAGUGAGUUUGAAAGUUACGGGGAGCAGAGCGACUCCGAGGGCAGGAACGGGGUCCCCCGGUCCUUCCUGCGCAGCAGCCACAGGAAGCAGCUGUCGCAUGACCUGGCCCGGGUGAAGGCGCACUAUGAGAGAAAGAUGAGAGAGUUGGUGGCCAGCACAGUGGGCUCGGGUGAGAUUCAGCAGCUAAAGCAGAAGCAGGAGCUGAAGGUGCAGAAGCUGAUGAAGGCGGCCAAGGAGGGCACGCGGGACGGGCUGGAGAAGACCAAGGCCGCCGUGAAGAAGGGCCGCUCCUUCAUCCGGACCAAGUCCUUCAUUUCCCAAGAUCCCAGGCCGGGCCUCGAGGAGGAGCAGAGCGUGUUCAUCGACGUGGACUGCCGGCACCCCGAGGCCGUGCUCACCCCGAUGCCGGAGGGGCUGUCCCAGCAGCAGGUGGUCAGGAGGUACAUUCUGGGCUCGAUUGUCGACAGCGAGAAGAACUACGUGGACGCCCUCACGCGGAUCCUGGAGCAGUAUGAGCGGCCGCUGGCGGAGAUGGAGCCGCGGGUGCUGAGCGAGCGGAAGCUGCGGGUGGUGUUCCACCGGCUCCGGGAGGUGCGGCAGUGCCACCGCCUGUUCCAGAUGGCGCUGGCCAGCCGUGUGGCCCUCAGCCAGCUGCCCGGACGCCGCAGCCCGAGUAACUUCCUGCCGCUGUCGCUCCAACCCCGCCAGGUGGUCAGGAGGUACAUUCUGGGCUCGAUUGUCGACAGCGAGAAGAACUACGUGGACGCCCUCACGCGGAUCCUGGAGGUACUGUCGCUCGCCGUCCACCUGCUCACAAAGGCCUUUCGGUCUAACUUUAACUCUGAUGCAGCCGCCGACAAAGUGCUCUGGACACAGUAUGAGCGGCCGCUGGCGGAGAUGGAGCCGCGGGUGCUGAGCGAGCGGAAGCUGCGGGUGGUGUUCCACCGGCUCCGGGAGGUGCGGCAGUGCCACCGCCUGUUCCAGAUGGCGCUGGCCAGCCGUUAUCGAGGUUGGGAGGCCCAGGGCCGCUGCGUUCCUCACGUGUCCCGUGUCCGAUUCCAGUUCUCCAAGUCCAUGGUGCUGGACGCCUACAGCGAGUACGUCAACAACUUCAGCGCGGCCGUGGCCGUCCUCAAGAAGGCCUGCUCCACGAAGCCCGCCUUCCUGGAGUUCCUAAAGCAGAGCCAGGAGUCCAGUCCAGACCGCGUCACGCUCUACAGCCUGAUGACCAGGCCCAUCCAGAGGUUCCCGCAGUUCAUCCUGCUGCUCCAGGACAUGCUGAGGAACACGCCCCGUGGACACCCCGACCGGCUGCCCCUCCAGAUGGCGCUGACGGAGCUGGAGACGUUAGCAGAGAAAUUGAACGAGAGAAAGCGAGACGCAGAUCAACGCUGCGAAAUGAAGCAGCUAGCGAAAGCCAUAAACGAGAGAUACCUGAACAAGCUUCUCAGCAGUGGGAGCCGGCACCUCAUCCGGUCCGACGACGUGAUCGAGACCGUGUACAACGACCGCGGCGAAGUCCUCAAGACCAAGGAGCGGCGGCUGCUCAUGCUGACCGACGUGCUCAUGUGCGUCACGGUCAGUGCCCGGCUGGGCACUGGUCACUGCCCUGCAGCCGGACCUGAGGGGACACAGCGUCCAGGAAGCGGCUACUUUAUUGGCCUUGAAGGCUCGCCUUCCUGCCUGGAUCUGGAGCAGGGGCCCCGGACGUGCAUUUCCACGGAAAGUGGACAGGAGGAGGCCGUCUGCACACGGGUGGCUCUGAGCUCAGGUGCCCCGGUCCAGGCCCAUGGGGUGGUUUCCGUGGUGACGGAGCGAGCUGGCACUCAUCCCCGCUCUUCCUCCCGGGCAGUGGCGGGCGCACCCCCAGCCGCCGCCUCCUGUGCGUGUUUUGCAGACAGAGUCCACGUGGGGCCCGGGCAGCUGUACCAGGACCUGCAGAACCUGCUCCAUGACCUCAACGUGGUGGGGCAGAUCGCGCAGCUCGUCGGGGACCUGCGGGGGCACUACCAGAACCUGAACCAGGCCGUGGCCCACGACUGGGCGUCCGGGCUGCAGAGGCUGGUCCUGCGGAAGGAGGAGGAGAUCCGCGCGGCCGACUGCUGCCGGCUCCAGCUGCAGCUCCCGGGCAAGCAGGACAAGUCCGGGCGGCCCACCUUCUUCACGGCCGUGUUCAGCACCUUCACGCCCGCCUGCAAGGAGUCCUGGCUCAGCAGCCUGCAGAUGGCCAAGCUCGCCCUGGAGGAGGACAACCACCUGGGCUGGUUCUGCGUGGAGGACGAUGGCAACCAGGUCAAGAAGGACCGGCACCCGCUCCUCCUGGGACACAUGCCGGUGACGGUGGCCAAGCAGCAGGAGUUCAAGGUGCGGGAAGGAAGCAUCUCCGUCUACAAAAGUAGCCCAGGCGCCAAGAAAGUGCGGCUGCAGCAGUUCUUCACCCCCGACAAGGCCACGGUCAUGAGCUUGGCCUGCACGCCGCGCAACCUGUACGCGGGCCUGGUCGAUGGGGCCGUGGCCGUCUACGCAAAAGCACAAGACGGAUCCUGGGAUUCCGAGCCUCAGAAAGUGAUAAAGUUGGGCGUGCUGCCGGUCCGGAGUCUGCUGGUGGCGGAGGACACCCUGUGGGCGGCCUCGGGAGGCCAGGUCUCCAUCGUCAGCGUGGAGACGCACGCCGUGGGGAGCCAGCUGGAGGCCCACCAGGAGGAGGGCAUGGUGGUCUCGCACAUGGCCAUUGCUGGCGUGGGGAUCUGGAUCGCCUUCACCUCCGGGUCCACGCUGCGCCUGUUCCACACGGAGACCCUCAAACACCUCCAGGACAUCAACAUAGCCACGCCUGUCCACCACAUGUUACCAGGGCCCCAGCGGCUGUCCGUGACCAGCCUGCUCGUCUGCCACGGCUUGCUGAUGGUCGGCACCAGCCUGGGGCUCGUGGUGGCCCUGCCUGUCCCUCGUCUGCAGGGCAUCCCCAAAGUGACAGGGAGGGGCAUGGUCUCCUACCACGCACACCACGGGCCCGUCAAGUUCCUGGUCACGGCCACCGCCCCGCCCAGGGCCGACCAAUCCCCCUGCUGCACGUGUGACGGGGACCACUCAGAGCAGCUUCGGGAAGAAAUGUGCAAUAUUGGGGGGUGGCGGCGCCCCCUGCCUUCUCCCUGCGGAGAACUGGACCAAGAUGCCAGAGGGCCUUACGUGGGGUUGGCCCCCAGCGCCCGAGCAGCAGCCCGCACAGGUGACGUCAAAGCCACAGGUGUGAUGAGUUUGGGACGGAGCUAUGGACUGAAUGUGUCCCCCCAAAUUCAGGUGUUCAAUCUCAACCCCAAGGGGACGGUGUCGGGAGGCGGGGCCUGUGUGGGUGAUGAGGCAUGA
Messenger RNA from Myotis brandtii (Brandt's bat), 4155 nucleotides. It is a transcript of the gene ARHGEF10, whose product is annotated as Rho guanine nucleotide exchange factor (GEF) 10. The record is from RefSeq and is a predicted model, not a curated record. The coding region runs from base 1 to 4155 and encodes 1384 amino acids. The transcript has 31 exons. NCBI's taxonomy places the organism in Eukaryota, Metazoa, Chordata, Mammalia, Chiroptera, Vespertilionidae. Gene Ontology annotation, biological process: actin cytoskeleton organization; positive regulation of stress fiber assembly; mitotic spindle assembly. Gene Ontology annotation, cellular component: centrosome. Gene Ontology annotation, molecular function: guanyl-nucleotide exchange factor activity; protein binding.